Alligator sinensis (Chinese alligator) is the source of this 567-nucleotide messenger RNA. It is a transcript of the gene REX1BD, whose product is annotated as required for excision 1-B domain containing. NCBI's taxonomy places the organism in Eukaryota, Metazoa, Chordata, Crocodylia, Alligatoridae. The annotation marks the transcript as partial. The transcript is spliced from 4 exons. The record is from RefSeq and is a predicted model, not a curated record.
GGUCCCCGAGCCCGGGCCGGCACCGGCUCACGCUCCCCCUCUCCCCCGCAGACGGACGACGACGUGCAGGCACUGCUGCGACGCUUCUACGCCCUGCAGGGCGAGCGGGUGGAAGCCUAUCGUCUCUUCGAGGAGGGGCACCAGGCGUACCUGAGCAGCGGGCCGCACUACGACUUCCUGCGCUACCGCCAACUGGUGCAUGAGAUCACGCUGGCCUUCAGCGGCAUCUCCAGGGAGAUCCUGCAGAUCAAGGGGCGGCUGGAGGAGCAGCACGGGCGCCCGGAGCUCGCCCAGCACCUGGCCCGAGUCCAGCAGAAGGAGCAGGAGAAGCUGGAGCUGACGGCCCAGCUGCAGCUCGCCAAGCAGAACGCGCAGGACCAGCCCGGGGUGGAGGCUCAUCAGCAGGAGGUGCGGGAGCUGAAGCACAAGCUAAUUAAAACCAUUGAGGCAAUCAGCGAAAUUCUCCAGGACCUCAAGUACGAUUCGGAAGAAGCUGAGUGAUGGGUCUCCCCGUGGGAAUGGCUGCGGGAGGCGGGGAGCCGGAGCAGGAGGGGGGCGGCUGCGCAG